AUGUUUUUCCUUCUUAUAUUGCAGUUCUCUCUUAUAAGAAGUUAUCAAAACAAAGAAGAUUUGAAGUCAGUAAGUAAAAAGAGGGAAGCUACUCGCUCCUCUUCUUCUGAUUCAUAUUUUUAUUGGUUUCUUAUUGUGUUACUUCUUUCUCCAUUUUAUGCCUGCUAUUAUUGUUACAAGAAGAGAAUAUGUUGCUGCGCUUGCUGCGCUUGCUGCAGGAAAGAAGAGUCUUCUUCUUCAAGCAAUGCAAACAAACUUAAUAAUAUUACAAAUCAAAGUUUGAUCCCACCAACUCCCCAGUAUUAUGACCAACCAAAUCCAAACCAAGCUCAAUACCCCUAUCCAUCUCAACCAUACUCACCCGAGCCAUAUUCACAAAAGGGUCCAAAUCCUCCUCCAUAUAUCCCACAGCAACCUCCAGUUGAUAAUCAGUACCAACAACCUCCACCACAGGCAACAUAUUAUAAUCAGCCAGUUGCUCCACAACAACCAGUCAAUAAUUAUCAACCUCCACCACCAACAAAUAGUAACCAAUAUCCACCGCAAAUUCCACCAGAAUCAAAUCCUUAUGAUUUGUAA
Messenger RNA from Trichomonas vaginalis G3, 579 nucleotides. RefSeq lists its product as uncharacterized. Lineage: Eukaryota; Parabasalia; Trichomonadida; Trichomonadidae. The record is from RefSeq and is a predicted model, not a curated record. The transcript has a single exon. Bases 1 to 579 code for a protein of 192 amino acids.